Messenger RNA from Capsella rubella, 1002 nucleotides. Its product is annotated as putative B3 domain-containing protein At2g27410. Gene Ontology annotation, molecular function: DNA binding. NCBI's taxonomy places the organism in Eukaryota, Viridiplantae, Streptophyta, Magnoliopsida, Brassicales, Brassicaceae. The record is from RefSeq and is a predicted model, not a curated record.
AUGAUGAAAUCUGAUGAUCGUAGUGUUUAUAAGCAGAUAUUUUGUGAACUUAUCAAGCAAACGAUUCCUGAAAAUCCCCAAACUUUUGGUUGUCUUGAGGUGGAACCAUCUUCGAGACCUUCGUCGGAUGUGGACAAAGAGUACAGUACUGAUGGCGACGAUAAAAUCAUUACACUGUUGUGUGCGGCCUCCAUGCCGUUAGAGCACGAGGCUAAGGUGGACAAAUCAGAAAAGGAGGAACCUAGGAUCAAUUACUUCCGUGGAACCAGUAGUACAAACCCGAAUCAGGAUUCUGAGUCUUCUAGCGUUAGAGGUCGGUCCAAGAAUAAACGUCCCAUUGACGUGGAAGAGAGAAGCCGCAAGAAACGUAAAGUUGUUCGUGCUUUAGAGGUGGAACCGAUUCAAAUGAUUCCACCGGAGUGGCUUUUGAACGUGAUGAGGAGAGAAGAGAAUGGCUACAAUCCGAAGCUGAUCUCAACUAGGAAACUGUAUCAGACUGAUCUCGACAUACUUCAAGCACGCCUCUCUGUCCCUUUUAGACAAGUGAAAACUCCAGACUUUUUGACAGAGCAGGAGACAAUGAUCAUACAUGAGAAUGCCAUGAAGACUCGUGAAGAAGGUGUGAGUGUGGAUUUAGUGGAUCCUGAGAUGAAGAAGCAUGCCCUUGAAUUGAGGAAGUGGAAGAUGAGUGGAAACUGGAACUAUGUCUUAUGUAAAGGUUGGAAAGAUGUGGUUUCUGCCAACAGGUUUGAGGUUAACGACGUCUUUCCUCUCUGGUCUUUCCGAUCUGGAAAAGGGAAACUCUGUUUUGCUCUCGUCCCUUCUCAGCCGAAUAAUUCCAGCUACGGCAGCGGGAACUCUCUUACUGGCGGCGAUGGCGCUUCUUCUUCCGGUGAAUCUGGUCAGGUACCAUUACCCGUUAAUCCUCCUUUGCCUCCGGCAAGAGAUUCUAGCCACUCCAGCCAAGGCUUUUCAGGAGAGAGCAGCUCUAGUUCUCCCUAA